AUAUUAAAGAAUCAUGUUUUAAAAUUUCCUGUGUUAGCCAUGGAUGUAGCACUCUCUCCUAUGAGAACACAAGAUCUGGACCCCAUGCCAUCUGAUGCUUCUCCCAUGCUUAUAAACAUGACUCCUACAGUAGAUGGAGAUGAGGAAGAGGAUGUAAUGAAGGAGCUUGAUUCUGGCCAGCAAUAUGACAAGCCACCUCCUCUACACACUGGGGCUGAUUGGAAGAUUGUUCUUCACUUGCCAGAAAUUGAGACAUGGCUUCGAAUGACAUCUGAAAGAGUCAGGGAUUUGACUUAUUCUGUCCAGCAGGACUCGGAUAGCAGGCAUGUGGAUGUGCAUCUAGUACAGCUAAAGCAUGGAGUUCAGCUGAAACUGAAGAGCUGGGGAGCUUGUGGAUGUCAUCUGCACACAGCAUCAGGUCAGCUCAGAGUGCAAGCAGAAGUGACCUGUGCCAGCUGGUAAUCAGAUUGUUCCAUGCAUACUAUUCACCCUCAUGCAUUCAAUAAGAUAUUUUAUUUCCAAAUGGAAGUCAGUGAAUUAAGAGCAUCCCUUACAGUUUUCUUCUUAGAAUUCAAGUGGCAUAUUCAACAGUACUUCUUAAAAUAUAUUCCUAAUGGUGGCUUUUUUUUUUCCAUGUAAGCAGUUGCUGUAUCACCUAAGGGUUGUUUAGGGCUAGGAAAGGACCUGGUUAAUGCAACUGUUAAAAAGGACAGAAGAAUAACACAUAAGAAUCUCAAUUAUGCACCAUUAUCUCAACUGUGAGCUAGGGACGGGUGCUGGGACUGAGGCUGUAAUAAAUAAACAGUGAUGUGUACAGACCUC
Phasianus colchicus (ring-necked pheasant) is the source of this 822-nucleotide messenger RNA. NCBI's taxonomy places the organism in Eukaryota, Metazoa, Chordata, Aves, Galliformes, Phasianidae. The record is from RefSeq and is a predicted model, not a curated record.